AAUUGGCGUAAUGAAUAUGCCAAUGGGCUUUGGUCUGGGCUCAGAAAGGAUGCAGCUGGAAAUUCCAGUGGUAGCUAGUAGCUAUGUACUCUGAUCAUUGAGCAAAUUAUUGGUCGUUCCCAUGUUUUGUGCAAAACAGAUUUUUUAAAUGAAAAAGUAGCAAAUCCGAAAACGUGAGAAUAUCAAUAUCAUGUCUUUCAUACAUGCACAAGGGAUCCAUUGCAAUUACUUGAAUCAGAUUAGCUCGCUAAACUACCGGUACCGUUAGCAUCACUUGUUCUGGUCGGCUGGUGGUUUGUCCCUGACUCGAUGUUUUUAUAUAAUUUAAUUCGUCACAGGGUAAAACAGUGGUGUUUACUCAAGUAGCUUGCUUACACUUUUUAAAAUGUUUAAGUGGUACAUAACUAGGUGAAACUAGCUUCAUUUGCUAACCCUCUCGCGCACCGCUAAAAGGGUUAGGAACUCUGCUGAAAUUACAUGAAGUUAUAACAUGCCUUGGGAUGACUCCUUUUGGAACUUUGGUGCAAAUGUUUCCGUUAGUAAACAUUGCGUCGUCCGUCACAUGUAUUUAAUUGUUAUGCGUUGUCCAUUAUUGCCUGCUGUGUAGCUAGUUAUGUUCGUUAGCUAUCGAUAGCUAAUUUAUGCAAACCACAGCUUGGAUUUUAAUUUGUUAGUAAACCAAUAAUGUUAGGUAAAUGAGUAUGACAUGCAUGGUACGCCGUUCUUUUGUGGCUAUUUGGUGAUACAAUGGAUUAUCAACAACUGGGAUAUGUUUGCUCACGCUGGCCACAUAUGAAACGUGAAUAUAUGGCUCUGCAGUUAAAAGGAAGAUAACCUCUUUUUUUUAAUGCCAAAUACUCCUGCAUAACUAAUCGAUUGCCAGCUAACAAUUGGAUGACAAAGAAGCACAUUCUGUGUGGAGAAGACAUUUAAAUGGACUUUAUUGCUUAUUUACGGUAUAUGCCAUCCGCCAAUACACCUUUAAACUGGUCUACUACUAUGGCGGUUAGUGGGGCGAGUCGUCUUUCCCAAACCGGGGACGUGGCUGUCUCGGGAGUGGUUCUGUCAGCUAUGCCUUUUUCCAACACGCCAGUGUCUGUCCGCCCCACACCAAAUGUGGACACCCGUGGCUGCGAGAAUGGUGACUUGAUGGACUCUUUUGGCAUCUUCCUGCAAGGCCUUCUAGCGAUGGUGGCCUUCAGUACGCUGAUGUUGAAGCGCUUCAGGGAGCCCAAGCAUGAGAGAAGGCCCUGGAGGAUCUGGUUCCUGGACACCUCCAAACAGGCCAUCGGUAUGCUAUUCAUUCACUUUGCCAACGUCUACCUGUCUGACCUCACAGAGGAGGACCCCUGCUCACUUUACCUCAUUAAUUUCCUCCUGGAUGCGUCUCUUGGAAUGCUGCUGAUCUAUGCCGGGGUGAGGGCCAUCAGUGCUAUCGUAGAGUGGAGGCAGUGGGAUGCUCUACGCUUCGGAGAAUAUGGAGAACCAGUGCAGUGUACUGCAUGGGCAGGCCAGUGUGCUCUCUACAUCCUUAUCAUGAUGUUUGAGAAGGUCCUGAUCAUCCUGGUCCUACUCAUCCCCCAGUGGAAGAAGCUGGCUCUCCUGAACCCCAUAAACAACCCUCAGUUGGAGCUGGCCAUCGUCAUGCUCAUCGUCCCGUUCUUCGUUAAUGCCCUGAUGUUUUGGGUGGUAGAUAACUUCCUGAUGAAGAAGGGACGGACAAAAGCCAAGCUGGAGGAGCGGGAGGUGGGGGAGGACUUGCGGGGCAACAGUAAGGUACGCUACAGGCGGGCACUCUCCCACGACGACUCAGAGUCUGAGAUCCUGUUCUCGGCUGACGAUGAGAUGGAUGACUCGGAGGAGGAGGAUGUGCGCCGACUCACUGGCCUCAAGACGGUCAAGAAGAAGAAGAAGCACCGUAUGGGGAUCCCUGUUUGACCUGGGCCUACCCAGUCUGACCUGGUCUGACCCACUCCUGUGUCUACUCACAUCCCCACUCUCUCCUCCUCCAGGGCCUGCUGCCCUGACUGGAGCCUGCUGGCAACCUGUACUUGAUUCUUCUAACAGCAGGCUGGCAUUGGUCUCUUUGUGGAGUCCGUAGGGGGCCUAUAUAGGGAGGUGGGAUCAUGGAAGACUGCAGACCAUGGAGCCUAUUGGACUGCCAUUACUACACAUCCACAUGGGACUCCUGCAGCCUCUGCACUGAGAAUAGAAACCCAUGGAAAGGAUUUUACUGCAGCUAACUACAUACCAUGUCUAAAGGAGAUUUCACCAUAGAUCUGUCACUGGUGUUUCAGUGACACUCGUUGGAGAAAUGAAUCUUUAUGUGUUUUGGGAACUUUUAGCACUGGUCUGUAAUAGGAAGGUUUGAGUUGGUGAUGCAGUGUAAUUGCUAGCACCCUAAAUAUCCUAUUAAAUGACUAUUCUAAUUCCUAAUUCUGUUCCAUACUGACUCUUCAGAAGUCCAGAAUGAUAUUACUUCAUCAGGUUAAACUGUGAAUGGGUGUUACUUUUUCUGUGGUUUAGCCGGUGACCAGUGUUCAAUGUAGACGGAGAGAACAGGCACCUGGUUCCCCCCCCCACCUCUGUCAUUUUAAUGUUUUAAUACUUUUGAUACUCUUCCGAAUCAGAAAGUGAUUGUAUUCCUCAUCUAGAUUCCAUAUAAGAAAUGGCUCACUGCUAUGGCCUGUUAUAGGAGUUGGUGGAGGAGUGUGUGUGUGUGUCUGUCUGUGUGGACUUUUCCAUUCAUGCAUGGCUAAGGGAAUGUAGGAGGUGUGGCUUGAUGCUCCAAUGGAGUCAUUGCUCUGUGAAGAUGCAGUGUUUUAUAAUAACCACAGCACUCACGUUUCUAACUGUUUCCACUUCUACCUGACUGUAGAGGGAGGACGGGUCAAGACGGUGCAGCUUGGGCAUGUGUCUCCACAAUGAAUCACCCAACCUGGACCCAAGGGACUGAAACCCUCAUUUCAAGCCCACCCAUUGACCGUUUAGGUCUAUAGGCCUGGCUCGGAGCCUUCUCUUCCUGUCUCUGUGUAUGACCGUUAACUGGGAUCUCUUCCAUUACUUAUUUAUUGUUUUAGGUGUGUCCUGAUUUAUUUUUUACAGUAAGUUAUUUUGGGCCAAAACCAUGAUGAUCCCCAGCCUACUAAGUGUUUUUCAUUCCGAGACGGAGUAGAUAUGGGACCUGAGGGUGUGUCCUCACAACCAACGGGGAAAAAACUCUCCGCUCUUGCACAAUUCCCAGUUAUCACUGGUCUAUGGAUGUUCUUUGUGUUCAUUCUUUGUUUUCGACAAUGUGCCUAUGUGAACUUACCGUGUUUGUGAGUGUUAAUUUUGUGCCCCAGAGCUUUAAACUUGCAGUAGCAUUCAGUUGGUUUGACAGAAGCACAGACCUAGAGUUUGAGUGACUCUAGGUCAGCCUGCAGUACAGUGCAGGUAUGUUUGUAUGAGUGUGUUUGUCUUAAUCCUCCUGUUCAAAGUAAGGAGUGGGGAUAAAGUAAAUGUGAUGAUGACCAUGGUGCUGAAGAUGUUGAACGGUUUGACAAUGAUUGUUGUUGGCUGAUACUUAGGAAUAAAUGACAGUAGGGUUUGGUAAAUGGGUGGUACAGCAUCAUUAAACACUUCUGGUUGCCCUCUGCUCAACAGAGAGGGCUUUUAGUAUUUUGAAAAAAACAACUAGAUCAUUAAAAUGACUGAAAAAUGAAGGACUUACAUUACCAUUAUAUUUGCUUUUGCAAUAAAUUUAGUAAAACACUGAAAUAGCAUAUUUUUUUUAUUU
Messenger RNA from Oncorhynchus keta (chum salmon), 3778 nucleotides. Its product is annotated as store-operated calcium entry regulator STIMATE-like. The record is from RefSeq and is a predicted model, not a curated record. Gene Ontology annotation, biological process: activation of store-operated calcium channel activity. Lineage: Eukaryota; Metazoa; Chordata; Actinopteri; Salmoniformes; Salmonidae. Gene Ontology annotation, molecular function: calcium channel regulator activity. The transcript is spliced from 8 exons. The coding region runs from base 934 to 1938 and encodes 334 amino acids. Gene Ontology annotation, cellular component: cortical endoplasmic reticulum; membrane.